AUGUCGAGGCCGAUAGGCCAAGACGAUUGUUUUGCAGGAGCAUCCCGAGAUGUUGCCCCAGUCAGUGUUAUACCCUCCGUCUUAAUACAUAAAACACCAAUACCGUUUCAGAAAGAUAUGUACGAAAAAGACAAGUCCGAAAAGUUUGUCAACAAAAACUGGACAAUUUUGAUGACAGUCAAUAAUGCGUAUUUGGACUUCUUUCAAAACUGGAUUCAUUUCUACAAUAAGCUUCAAGUAAACUACCCCAUGAUAAUCAUUGCCGAGGACGAUGUUGCGUUUUUAAGACUUCGCCAAAUAAAUGGAAAACCAAGAUUCACUCCUGUAAGGAGUUGGAGAAUUUCACUCGGGUCGGCUGUUGUAUAUGGAUCUAAAGGAUUCAAGGAACUUGCAUCGGGCAGGCCAACAUAUAUUCUAAGAUAUUUAGAGAAAGGAACAAAUAUUCUUUACGCAGACACAGAUUCUGUUUGGUUACAUGACCCAGCUCCAUUUUUCCAGGGACAAUAUGAUAUGUGGAUGCAAGUUGACAGUCCUGGAAAUUUAUGCACCGGGCUGAUGGCUAUCAAAAGCAAUAAUGAGUCUAUAAAACUAAUGAAAAAGUGGGAAGCCUCAUUGAAAACACGUUUAGAUAUUGACCAGACCGCGUUUAACAAAGUUCACAGAAACUCGACCAUACACUUAAAGCCACUGGACAGGAACUUGUUUCCAUCAGGGAAUCUGUAUUUUGGGCAUCAUAUGUACAUGUCAUGUGUAGAAAGAAGCUGA
Ruditapes philippinarum (Manila clam) is the source of this 765-nucleotide messenger RNA. RefSeq lists its product as uncharacterized. Gene Ontology annotation, cellular component: Golgi apparatus. The transcript has 3 exons. NCBI's taxonomy places the organism in Eukaryota, Metazoa, Mollusca, Bivalvia, Venerida, Veneridae. The coding region runs from base 1 to 765 and encodes 254 amino acids. Gene Ontology annotation, molecular function: glycosyltransferase activity. The record is from RefSeq and is a predicted model, not a curated record.